Molecule: messenger RNA, 2829 nt
Organism: Trichoplusia ni (cabbage looper)
Lineage: Eukaryota; Metazoa; Arthropoda; Insecta; Lepidoptera; Noctuidae
Gene: gbb
Product: protein 60A
Exons: 7
Coding region: 191-1444 (417 amino acids)
Biological process (GO): BMP signaling pathway; SMAD protein signal transduction
Cellular component (GO): extracellular region
Molecular function (GO): growth factor activity; cytokine activity
Source: RefSeq, a predicted model, not a curated record
CGGCUGAGUGUUUAGUGUUUACGUUAUUAAAACGGACGAUAUGUGUAAGGCGAAGGAGGGGAGGAAUGUGGUAAGUGCGGCGCCGGCGGCGCGCGGCGGCCUACCUUGAGUGGGCAGGUUCACCGGCUGAUCCCGCCGCGCGCCUCUGCGCUCAGUUCUCGCCAGUCGAGUGAGCGCUCCGACAGCGAAUAUGGCUGACCAGAAGACCGUGUGCGCGUGCGCGUGUUUUAUUUUGUUUACAAUCGCGGCUGAAGCGGCCCUCUCCGGAUUAUAUAUCGAUAAUGGCGUUGAUCAGACUGUUAUACACCAUUCGAUGACUCGACAUGAACGGAUGGUGGUGGAGCAUGAAAUUCUGGAGCUUUUGGGCCUCGGUGAGAGGCCUCGGCGAGCUCGUGCGCCUCCAAUGGACCGAUCAGCGCCAAGCUUUUUGUUAGACGUAUACAAGCAGCUAGCCGAAGAGCAUGAGCAAGCACGUCCGACACGCAGCUCGGAGAUGGCACUUAGCGGUGAUGAACAACAUGCUAUCGAUGAGAGCGACCUCAUUAUGACCUUUCAAAGCAAGAGACAUCACUUAGGUGCGUUACGUCACGGCCACGGCAGACACGUCUGGUUCGAGGUGACCGGUGCCCCGGGUGACGCGUCGGCGCUGCUCACGGCGGAACUGCGUCUGCACCAGGCGCCCACGCACACCGAGGACCCCACCAGUCUCUAUACAGUCGUGGCGCACAGAGUCAUCAGCGUCGACAAUAUGGGGAGCUUGCAGAUGGAGAAGGUGGCGGCAGUCAACACAAGUGCCGGCUCCGAGGGAUGGUUAGAGCUGAAUGUAACCAGUGCUCUGUCAGCCUGGCUCUCGUCACCAGCAGACAACCGAGGCUUUUUCAUCACUCUACAUCCUCACUCGCAACCCGAACGUCACGUGAAGCCGGAAGAGAUUGGUUUAGAGGAGCCUCGUGGUGUGGUGGUUGAGGGGAAGCAACCGUUCUUGGUAGCCUUCUUCAAAAACGGGCCGAAGCUCGGCAGCGCUGAUGCUGGAGCUAGGAGGAAGCGGGAAGCACGGCGCUGGAGGUCACACGGGUACUCUGAGAACUAUCUUAGGAAUCCACUUACAGACACAUCUCACUGGACGACCAGGAGCUGUGAGAUACAGACCCUGUAUGUUAGUUUCAAGGAUUUAGAAUGGCAGGACUGGAUCAUAGCCCCGGAUGGCUACGGCGCAUUCUACUGCAGUGGCGAGUGCAACUUUCCCCUCAACGCUCACAAAAACGCCACCAAUCACGCCAUUGUACAGACACUCGUGCACUUGCUAAACCCCACCAAGGUGCCGAAGCCGUCGUGUGCACCAAUCAAGCUGACGGCGAUAUCAGUACUGUACUACACGGACGACUCAAACGUAAUCCUUCGCAAGUACAAGAACAUGGUGGUCAAGAGCUGCGGGUGUCAUUGAUCACAAACUGACGUAUUUCACAAAAAAACUAGUCUUUCAACAAAAUUAAUACGCUUCCACGUAAAAUUAGAAGCAUUUUUAGUGUAGCUUUCAAUAUUAGUAAGCAUAGUUUUGUAUUUUAUUUUUCGACAGUAUAUUCUUACAAUUAUAUUUUUCUGUUAAGUCCCUAAUGCUGUUUUGGUAAAGAUCUGAUUUUAUAUAAUUUAGUUUUAAAGUAAAAAAAUACGCUACCGAAUAUUGGUAUAAGGUAACCAGUUGUAGAGCUCGAGUGCACAAUUAACGGAAUAUGAACAAAUAUGCAAUUAAUUCGAUCUUCAAGUGACAUGGAAAAGGGUUAUCUAAGUUUUAAGAUCGCACUUCGUAAGGAAAUAAUCUUUGCCAAUCUGGCAAGUUACGAAUAUUUUCCCCAGUGACAUAUGUCCGCCAAGCAACAGCUAUGUCUAAGUUUUAGUAUUAAGUGUACUCGAAUCCAUUAUACAUAAGAUUUUUUACUAACCUUAAGUACUUUUUAUCAAGAAAAAAUUUUCAAAAUCUUCCGUCCUAUAAGAAAUUAUCUAUCAUAACUCAUAUUUAGUCGUUUGUUUUUAAAAUGUCACGUAGGCCAUUGUUGUUACAAGAAGAACUUCAUAUUUAUCGGGCCCUACCCCAUCGGGGUAGGGGAUACUCGGAAAUUUCUGAUAGUAGAAUCGUCUCACAGAUAAGAAACUGAAUUGUUAUUUAUGCAGUAGUCUUGCAAAUCAAAGCUUGUGUUGAUAACUGUCCACGUGCGCUGACGUUUAAGAUAUCGCAAAAUAUCUAAACAAUUAAAAUAUACAUUUGUCCUUUUACAAAGGCAGUCAUUUUAAAUACUUAACUUCCUGUCCCAUCCUCCCUUUUAGACUGAAUAUUUACAUACUUAAGUGGCAAAAUUAAGCUUUUUCGUUCUUGUAUUUUUCGUAUUCUAAAAGUUUGUAUAGCAUUUCACACAUUUGUCACUUUGACCAAAUAUAAAUACGUUUGUUUUCGUAAAUCAUUAAGUACAGGCACGACGUCACUUGUUGUCACCCACCCAGGCAGUCUGUUAAGGCGAGUCACGUCGCUGCGUGGCGUCUCGACUAAAACAACUGUAAUGCGAAACACAAAUACACUACAAAAUUUGAAUUAAAAUACGAACAAUGAUUUGGUAGGUCCACGAAAAAGGCAGAGCUUUUUUUUUUAGUAAACAUGCUAUUAAAUUCAUAUGCCAAUUAAGUAUCAGCUUAUGGUUUAAAUAAGUAAUGUAUGUGCCAAUUAAAUAAGUCAUUUUUAUAACAAAUUUUAACUUUUCUAGUUUAUUAUGUACAAUUAAAUAUGAGAAUUUAAGAAGAGAUGUAAAAUUUAUAAAUAAACGAUAUUUUCAUAAAUAA